GUGCUUCCUUGGAGGUACUAUGAAGUAGUACUAGUAGCUCACCGGAGUGUGACGCACUGACACAGUACGGUGCACGCCGGCCGGCCGAGACCAGCAGAAAAGCCCGUCUCUGUCGCCGUCUCCACGUGGCCCCUUCCGGUCUCCUUCCUCCGCAUCUCCAGCAAAGUGUACAAGUCCGAACUCUUCUAGUCGGAGGUCGGAUGAGAUCGCGACGUACGGACGACUGCUUUGCAUCCCGGGCGAAGCAAACGCCCCCGGCCACGCCAACACGGCCGGCUUCCAUCCGCCACCGUGUCCCGCCACGCGCCGCCGCUCCGAGCCCGCCACGCGCCCCGGCCGAAUCCUAUAUAUCCAUGUCGCUCUCCUCGCUCCCUCCCGACCAUACAUACAACCUCGAUCACAAGCCAACACCAUUGAUUCUCUCGCUAGCUGCAGAUGAUAAGCAAACAACCGUCGCCUUGCAAGAUCAUGGACCGGUGCGGCGUGGGACUCUACGGCGUCGUCGACGGCGGCGGGUACGCGACGGUGACGUCGGCGCCGCCCAAGCGGCCGGCGGGGCGGACCAAGUUCCGGGAGACGCGGCACCCGGUGUACCGGGGCGUGCGCCGGCGCGGCGCCGCGGGGCGGUGGGUGUGCGAGGUGCGCCAGCCCAACAAGAAGUCGCGCAUCUGGCUCGGCACCUUCGCCAGCCCCGAGGCCGCCGCGCGCGCCCACGACGUCGCUGCGCUGGCCCUGCGCGGCCGCGCCGCCUGCCUCAACUUCGCCGACUCGGCCGCCAUGCUCGCCGUCGACCCGGCCACGCUCCGCACGCCCCAGGACAUCAGAGCCGCUGCCAUGGCGCUCGCCCGGGCCGCCUGCCCCCAGGACGCGCCGGCGCCGUCGAUGGGCGUGGCGUCCGCGCCCGCGCCCACCGCGAUGGUGACCAUGCAGGAGGCCGCGGCGGCGCCGUACGACAGCCUCGCCAUGUACGGCGGCUUGGCGGACCUGGACCAGCGUUCCCACUCCUACUACGAUGGGAUUAGCGGCUGCGGCGGCGACUGGCAGAGUAUCUCGCGUAUGGAUGGAGCCGACGAAGACGGUAGCUACGGCGCAGGAGACGUCGCGCUCUGGAGCUACUGAUCGCGUGGGAUCGAUCGGGCAGUUUCUUGCGCUCGAUUCGCUCGCUUCCGAGUCCUCCGAAAUCGACGAUGGAGAUCAGGCCGAGCUCGGAGGGGAGUGUGGUGUGAAAGCACGCCAAAGUUUAAAGCGCGCCUACUCUGCUUUCCCUGUUCUUUCAAAAGUGGCGCUAAAACUGCACACAUGAGCAAGUUUUGGUAGGGGUAAAGAUAUGCAACCCAGUUUGCUGAGUGGUUACAUACAAUUUAAACCUCACAUCAGAUUAUUUUUCCCCUUCCAUGUAAAUAGCUCUGUUCAAAGAAAUAGUAUAUCUUGUAAA
This is a messenger RNA of Aegilops tauschii subsp. strangulata, 1435 nucleotides long. RefSeq names its product dehydration-responsive element-binding protein 1C. Gene Ontology annotation, biological process: regulation of DNA-templated transcription. NCBI's taxonomy places the organism in Eukaryota, Viridiplantae, Streptophyta, Magnoliopsida, Poales, Poaceae. Gene Ontology annotation, molecular function: DNA-binding transcription factor activity; DNA binding. The record is from RefSeq and is a predicted model, not a curated record.